Molecule: messenger RNA, 2715 nt
Organism: Lathyrus sativus (Indian pea)
Lineage: Eukaryota; Viridiplantae; Streptophyta; Magnoliopsida; Fabales; Fabaceae
Source: the annotation of a GenBank genome assembly
AUGGUUUAUACAAUCUCAGGAAUUCGGUUUCCCGUUGUUCCUUCUCUGCACAAGUCGACCUUCCGCUGCAAUCACAGAACUUCAUCUCACUCUUUUCUUCUCAAGAAGAACUCGUCAUUCUCUCGGACCUCACUUUAUGCAAAGUUUUCCCGUGAUUCUGAAACCAAAUCUUCCACAAUUGCUGAAUCUGAUAAAGUACUUAUUCCUGAAGAUCAAGAUAACUCUUUAUCCUUGGCAGAUCAACUUGAAAAUCCUGAUAUAACCUCAGAGGAUGCACAGAACUUGGAGGAUUUAACCAUGAAGGAUGGGAAUAAGUACAAUCUUGAUGAAGCAGCUAGCAGUUAUAAAGAGGUUGGAGAUGAGAAAGGUUCUGUUAUAGCAUCAUCACUUGUAGAUGCUAACACCGACACUCAAGCCAAGAAGACAUCGGUUCAUUCAGACAAGAAAGUAAAAGUAGAUAAACCUAAGAUCAUACCUCCACCCGGUGCUGGGCAGAAAAUAUAUGAGAUUGAUCCACUUUUGCAAGCUCACCGUCAGCAUCUUGAUUUCCGUUAUGGACAAUACAAAAGAAUUCGGGAGGAAAUUGACAAAUAUGAAGGUGGUCUUGAUGCAUUUUCGCGUGGGUACGAAAAAUUUGGCUUCACACGCAGUGCUACAGGCAUUACAUACAGGGAGUGGGCACCUGGAGCUAAGUCAGCAGCAUUAGUUGGAGAUUUCAACAAUUGGAAUCCAAAUGCAGAUGUAAUGACUAAGGACGCUUUCGGUGUAUGGGAGAUCUUCUUGCCAAACAAUGCCGAUGGUUCACCACCAAUUCCUCAUGGUUCUCGAGUCAAGAUCCACAUGGAUACUCCCUCUGGGAUCAAGGACUCGAUUCCUGCUUGGAUCAAAUUCUCUGUACAGGCUCCUGGUGAAAUUCCAUACAACGGAAUAUACUAUGAUCCUCCAGAGGAGGAAAAAUAUGUCUUCAAACAUCCACAGCCAAAACGACCACAAUCAAUUAGAAUAUAUGAGUCACACAUUGGAAUGAGUAGCCCGGAGCCAAAAAUCAACACGUAUGCUAAUUUUAGAGAUGAUGUACUACCUCGCAUUAAAAAGCUUGGCUAUAAUGCUGUCCAGAUUAUGGCUAUCCAAGAACAUUCUUAUUAUGCUAGUUUUGGGUACCAUGUUACUAAUUUCUUUGCACCCAGCAGUCGGUUUGGAACUCCAGAAGAUCUUAAGUCUCUGAUAGACAGAGCCCAUGAACUAGGCCUCCUUGUUCUGAUGGAUAUUGUACAUAGCCAUGCCUCAAAUAAUACAUUGGAUGGCCUGAACAUGUUUGAUGGAACUGAUGCUCAUUACUUCCAUCCUGGUUCACGGGGUUAUCAUUGGAUGUGGGAUUCUCGCCUUUUUAACUAUGGAAGCUGGGAAGUACUAAGGUACCUACUUUCAAAUGCAAGAUGGUGGUUGGAUGAAUAUAAGUUUGAUGGGUUUCGAUUUGACGGCGUCACAUCAAUGAUGUACACUCAUCAUGGACUGCAGGUAUCUUUUACUGGAAAUUUCAGUGAGUAUUUUGGUUUAGCAACUGAUGUUGAGGCUGUGGUUUACAUGAUGCUUGUUAAUGACCUCAUUCAUGGGCUCUUCCCUGAAGCUGUUUCAAUUGGUGAAGAUGUGAGUGGAAUGCCAACAUUCUGCCUUCCGACGCAAGAUGGUGGGAUUGGCUUUAACUACCGCUUGCAUAUGGCUGUUGCAGACAAGUGGAUUGAGCUUCUUAAGAAACAAGAUGAAGAUUGGAGAAUGGGUGAUAUAGUCCACACACUGACAAACAGAAGGUGGCUGGAAAAAUGUGUGGUUUAUGCUGAAAGUCAUGACCAGGCCUUGGUUGGUGACAAGACACUAGCAUUUUGGUUGAUGGACAAGGAUAUGUAUGACUUCAUGGCUUUAGAUAGGCCAUCUACUCCUCUAAUAGAUCGUGGUAUAGCAUUACACAAAAUGAUUAGGCUUAUUACUAUGGGCCUUGGUGGUGAAGGGUAUUUGAAUUUUAUGGGGAAUGAAUUUGGACAUCCUGAGUGGAUCGAUUUUCCAAGGGGUGAGCAACAUCUUCCUAAUGGCAAAAUAGUUCCUGGGAAUAACAACAGUUAUGAUAAAUGCAGGCGUAGAUUUGACUUGGGUGAUGCAGAUUAUCUAAGAUAUAAUGGAAUGCAAGAAUUUGAUCGAGCUAUGCAGCAUUUAGAAGAGAGAUAUGGUUUCAUGACUUCUGAGCACCAAUAUAUUUCACGUAAAAAUGAAGGUGACAGAGUUAUAAUCUUCGAAAGAGACAACCUGGUCUUUGUCUUCAAUUUUCACUGGACCAACAGUUAUUCAGAUUACAAGGUUGGCUGUUUAAAGCCAGGGAAAUAUAAGAUUGUCUUGGAUUCAGAUGAUACCUUAUUUGGUGGCUUCAAUAGGCUCAAUCAUACUGCUGAGUACUUCACCUCUGAAGGGUGGUAUGAUGACCGGCCUCGAUCUUUCCUUGUUUAUGCACCUUGUAGAACGGCAGUGGUGUAUGCCCUUGCGGAUGGAGUUGAAUCAGAGCCAAUUGAACUGUCAGAUGAAGUAGAACCAGAGCCAAUUGAGCAGUCAGUUCAAGUUGAAUCAGAGCCAACUGAGCUGUCAGUUGAAGUUGAAUCAGAGCCAAUUGAGCUGUCAGUUGAAGUUGAAUCAAAGACAACUCAACAGUCAGUUGAAGUUGAACCAUGA